Messenger RNA from Glarea lozoyensis ATCC 20868, 1407 nucleotides. RefSeq names its product geranylgeranyl pyrophosphate synthetase. Lineage: Eukaryota; Fungi; Ascomycota; Leotiomycetes; Helotiales; Helotiaceae. The coding region runs from base 1 to 1407 and encodes 468 amino acids. The record is from RefSeq and is a predicted model, not a curated record. The transcript is spliced from 2 exons.
AUGAGUUUUGUACCCGUGAGAGGAUACGGCAACAGACGCGGGGGCUGGAGGACUGGAAUCAGAAGACCCCCGAUUGCAAACGACCAAGUAACAGUAACACCAGCUCCGCCUUUUGGGAACGUUCUCGAAAGGAUUUCGGUUGCGGAUCUUCAGAAAACAUCAGAAGAGCACAGAGAAUUAGCAGUUAUACGAAAUGCUGUCGCUGUGACAUCCUUCAACUGGGUACGCACAGCCAAAAACGAUAAGCCUACAACUGUCAUCCCAGGUAUUCCACCCAGAUGGACUCCCUCCACAGGAGUGCAGCAGCUUCAUGAAGACCAAGGCGACUUUUACCGAGAUCGCAAUGCCGCUCAAUAUCCUCAACAUCCCAUGGAGCCAACCGUUAUUGCUGGAAUCCACUCCGACCCUCAUUUGGCUCAGAACAUCGACAUAGUAGCAUGCAGCAGCACCCUUGGCAAUCUCUUACGUUUCGUUCGUAACCAGGACAAGUCGUUUCGCAUCAUCGUAGAAUUGAUUGAUAACACUUUGUUCUUGAUCCGACGGGAAAACUCGCCGACGGAGCUGAUUCAAGGCGUUCGGGGCUAUGGACAUACAUUUCCUCAGGCGUAUACUACUUGGGAUCCUAGUAUCAAGAAAUCGACUUCCCAUCAGCGUUUGCUGCGCUACAACUUUGGUGGACUGCAGUUAUUGGUUCGAUUUGAAGCUGAUGGAUACCUCGUCACACCAGAAAACGAGACAACAAACUCUUCUAAGUCAUCUAUCAAAAGUCCACAAACUGGAGUUGAGACCCUAUCCGAAAGCUUCAAAACAGCAGAAGUCGAAGGUGAAGAUGAUACAAAGACACAAGUUCCAGCCAACGACGAACUCAAUGUCCAGUAUGCCGGCAAACCAGUGAGCCAAGACCGCAUCUUCGACCUAAAGACACGAAGCCUCUGGAAGAAAAAUCAAGAUCUUCUCAGCGAAGAGAUACCACGGCUGUGGAUUGCGCAAAUCAAUCACUUCAUCACCGCAUACCACGAAAAAGGAAAAUUCUCGCCAGAAGACAUCGUCGUGCAGGAAGUCAAGGAGGAUGUCGCUAAAUGGGAGAGAAAUCAAAAUGGUGUUCUGGCUCAGCUUGCGGCGCUGCUGCAUGUUAUUAUUGCUAAGAGCAAGGAGGAGAAGAAGUUUGAGCUGUCUAGAAAUGAAGGGGGAGAUUUGGAGGUGAGGAGGUUGUUGGGUGAUGCUGGGGAAGCGCUUUCUGAGGUUGUGAGGAAGCAAUGGAUUCGAAGCUCGGAAGUUAUUUUGAAGGACAAUAAGGAAGAUGAUGUGGAGGGGGUGAAGGAAGAAAUACUUGUUUGGGAUGAUGGACAAACCGAUUACACGGCCUGUAGUGAUGAGUGUCGUUAUUGUGGGACUUGCACGUAUUAG